Molecule: messenger RNA, 1815 nt
Organism: Megalobrama amblycephala (Wuchang bream)
Lineage: Eukaryota; Metazoa; Chordata; Actinopteri; Cypriniformes; Xenocyprididae
Exons: 4
Coding region: 81-869 (262 amino acids)
Source: RefSeq, a predicted model, not a curated record
GUCUGUCUCUCUUUUUCAUUACAGAUCCAGGUUGGUCUUCAUUGGCUAUAGCAGGGAUUGUUUUUGUUGUUGUUCUGCUGAUGGCUGCGGCUGCGGCUGCGGCUGCUCGUUUUUGGUACAAUCGCAGGAAUUUGGGCGAAGAAAUCAAUGUUUCAUGGAAUGAGGGAGAAGAUCUCCUUCUACACACAGGCCUUACUAAACUAUCUGAAGAUCGUACGAUACAGUGGUGGUACGGAGCUGAACUCAUUUCCAUUGCUAAAAUCAGUGGAAAGAACCCUGAGACACAUGAUGUUCCUGAUGGGAGAUUCAGUAACAGACUGACGCUGAAUGAGAAUACUGGAGAUCUCACCAUCAAAAACAUCAAAACCAUUCACUCUGGACUCUAUAAACUAAAGAUCAGCAGCAACACAUGCACCGGACGCAUCACAAGAUACCAAUGCAAAAGAUUCAUUCUUACCGUCAAUAUAAACGAAUUGAAAACGAAUGUGGGAAAUAAUUUAGAAAUAUGCAUUAAAGGUGAGCAACGGAACCAUGAUACGAUAUUGUGGAAGUUUGGACCUGAAGGCAGACUCAUUGCUAAAUUUGAUGUAAGUACAAAUAAGACAUAUAAAGAAGUUUUUAAAAACAGUCACGAAAGCAAUCUGAAGCUGGACGAUCAAACUGGAUCUCUGACCAUCACAAACAUUACAACUGAACAUGCUGGACUGUAUAAACUACAGAUCAACAGCAUCAGUGGAACCAAAAACAGGAAAUACAGUGUGACUGUCUCUGAUCCCACAGAAAACGGAGAGAAUGAUUCAGGGAUGCCGCUGAUGAAUAAAGAGAAUGUGGAUAUAGUGAAUGAACAGGAGGGAACAAGUUCACUUUAAUGAGAUAAGACACGCCCACCAGUGUCAAUCACUUCAGCUACAACAACACUUUUAUGAGCCUUUUAUACUCCGUCCAGUGAAAGUAAGAAAUGAACAGAGUCUGUUGAGCUGUUAAACCCUCAUGUAAAAAACUUCUUUGGUUUUAGAACCAAGAAACAUGUUUAUCAAACACAUUCAUAUAUCAUGUUACACUUUGUACUUGUUACACUAGCAGUUUGAUUUUUUUACUGCUUUGAUAUUGUGAUUGUAGACAGUGAGCAUCAGAUAUACCAUAGAUGUGUUUUAUAUAAUGUUUUACAGCAGUAUUUCUCUAACCAUUGUGUGUGCUGUUAUAAUAAUUAUUAACACAAUAUCAGGUUAAUAUUCAUGUUAAUCUUUGAUAACAGUGUUUUUAAAUUAGAGAUCACAUGACCUUCUGUAGAAAGUGUCUGUGUAGAAAUUCAUCAGACUAAUUAAGAGAGAUAGUUCAGAAACAUCUGUGACCACAUCAGUGAGUCAACUUCAAUGUAUGUUAAACUUUUAUUUUAUAAAUUAACCAGCUAACAUUCUAACAUUUUCAGUGUUUUACUUUUUCAUUUAAAUGUUCAACUUUAUGCCUUUACUAUUUACUAUAUUGCAUAAUUAUGCUUAAAAGUUAUCCAUAGAUUAUUCUGAAGUGAAUCUGUUUUUUUUCUAAUCUGAAUCUUAUCUGAAUGUCAAACUGUAAAUGUGAUCUGAAUUAUAUUGUUUGUAUUCAUGCUGAAACACUUAAAUUAGGCUUAUUGCACAUAUAGCAAAAAAAAAAGAUGAUAAAAAGCUUCAUGUAAGAUACUGAUGUCUGUCAAACACUGAUUCAGCCUUCAUUUCCUAACAGCUGUUUUCACAUGAAAUGCAUGAAAAAUGUACCCAAAUAUACAUUUGUAUGAAUGCUACUCAAAAAAAAUAAAUAAAUAAAAUAAAUAAAAAA